Molecule: messenger RNA, 856 nt
Organism: Saprolegnia parasitica CBS 223.65
Lineage: Eukaryota; Oomycota; Saprolegniomycetes; Saprolegniales; Saprolegniaceae
Exons: 6
Coding region: 9-770 (253 amino acids)
Source: RefSeq, a predicted model, not a curated record
ACGGCGGCAUGUUGAAGGAGGACGCCAAGCAGGUGCCGGCGCCGAUCAUGUAUUGGGGCGAGGUCGACCCUGCGUACCGCGCGUCCGGCGCCUCUGCCGACGAGACAAUUCAAUAUUACCGCAGCGUCAUCAAGGCUCGCGCGACAAAGCUGUCACGUCCGGGCAAGGCCACCGGGGGGCCACCCCCCCACGUGGCAUUCUCCCAGGCCGCAGCGUCGUCGCUUCGGCGAGCCCUGCAAAUCUUGAUGACGGCCGUUGAGACACAGCUUGGUCGACAGCUCCCGCAGCGGGUGUUUGACGCUCCGUCCAAGGCCAUACCCAGUCGCUUCUACCCGCCCAGUGUUGCUUCCGAAACACCCGCGUAUUUCCUGAAGAAGCCCAAGGACCCUCUAGUCGCCAAGCGCACACCUGGAGUUUUGCCGUACUUUUGCGAUCGCACACCGCCCAAGCAGCCCAGUCUUGUCGACCGAAAGCACUGGAACUUUGUGCAAGCGCGAGAGUCGGACGUCCUUCGACGCCGCGGCAAGCACCUCUUGGCCGUCCUCGAAGAGCAGCAGCGGCUUGAGAUCCAGCGAGAAAAGGAUCUGGUUGCCGCGUCACGCCUGGAACCAUCGCUCCACAUGAAGAUCGUUGCUGACGUUGCCAAGGACCGGUACGAAGCCGCUGACCGCAUCAUGCGCAUCCUCGACGAUUACGGCGUGAUUGCGGGGAGUACGACCCUCGACUACCUUCAAGCAACGCUCGCUCCGCCGCCGACAUCGACUUUGUAGCAUCAAACUGUCUUAAUUGGAGGCUCGUCUCUCGCCGUACAGUGUUCUAGGCACUGUUCUAAUAAUGCAAUCGAGAACCAACAGAC